AUGCGUUUCAGCCUCGCCGCCCUCGGGCUAUUCUGCGCCGCCGCGUCGGCAACUACAGAGGCCACCGGAGACUUUGACUCCAUCUUCAAGCCCGAAAAGGACCAGAUUGUCAAGGCCGGCAGCACGGUCGACGUUGCGUGGAGCAUCAAGAACAAGGAUCUGUACGGAGACGUCAAGGUCGACAUCCAGGUGUACGCCGGCAAGGACGACAAAUCGCUUGUCCUGAAAGACACCGUCGCAACCAAGAUUGACAACUCGGACCUCAAGUACAAGUGGAACGUGGACUCGGCGCUCGGCUCCGAGAAGACGUACGGCCUCCGGAUCCAGCUCAGCUCGAACGAGACUGUGUACCAGUGGUCCAACCAUUUUACCAUUAAGAAUGAGGGAGGCAGCGGCGGCAGCACCACCGGGUCGUCGACGGCUUCCAGCACAGAGUCUGCCACCAGCAGUUCCUCCAGCACCAAGACGAUGACGAGCGCGGCGACUACUUCCGCCAGCACGAGCACGUCCAAGAGCGAGCACACAACGACUGCGCCUAGCUCCGCGUCGGCUACUAGCGCCACGACGCCGACGACCAACGGCACGACUACGGCUGUGAGCACCGUCACGAAGAGCCCGACCCCCAGCCAGGGUGCCGCUGCCGGGUUGACGGCCCGUGCAGGCGUGGCGGGUGCUGUUGUUGGAUGUGUGGCGUUGAUGGCUUUUUAA
This is a messenger RNA of Akanthomyces muscarius, 708 nucleotides long. RefSeq lists its product as uncharacterized. The coding region runs from base 1 to 708 and encodes 235 amino acids. The record is from RefSeq and is a predicted model, not a curated record. NCBI's taxonomy places the organism in Eukaryota, Fungi, Ascomycota, Sordariomycetes, Hypocreales, Cordycipitaceae. The transcript has 2 exons.